CCAGAUUGCAGCAAACCACCGAGCAGCGUCGACCUCAAUUGCAAAUUGUAAUAGCCCAAAUUAGCUAGGUACUUGACCAAAGCAUCUCAAACUAACGUUACCUAGCUAGUUUAGCUAAAUGAAUUGUUCUGUAAUUUUCGCCGUUCAAUAAGCAUUAAAAUACGAACUGUGGUCCUUGUUGGAAUUGCGUGGGAAGAAUCUCUUCCUACGGUUGUCAGUGGUUAGUUAGCUAGUUGUCUUUCGUUUCGAGGUCAUCCUCACCAGUGUGUAUCGAGUUAGCUAACGUUACAGCACGCUUUUUAGAGACGGUAGGCUUGACUAGGUAGCUAACUACACAACUCGCUAACAAUUUAGCUAACGUUUGUUGAAAGUCGCCUCCAGUUGGAAAAGAGCAGACAUGAAGAAUCUUCCGUAUUUCUGCCGGGGGGAAGUCGUUCGAGGAUUCGGGCGAGGAAGCAAAGAACUAGGGAUUCUCACAGCCAACUUCACAGACUCUGUGGUGGAGCUCCUGCCUGGCGACAUCAGCACAGGAAUCUACUAUGGCUGGGCGUGCGUGGACACCGGGGACAUCCACAAGAUGGUGAUGAGCAUCGGCUGUAACCCUUACUACAACAACGCCAAGAAAUCUAUGGAGACUCAUGUGAUCCACACGUUUAAAGACGAUUUCUAUGGACAGAUCCUCAGUGUAGUCCUGGUGGGAUACAUCCGUCCAGAGAGGAGCUAUGACUCACUUGAUGCCCUUAUAGCAGCGAUCAACAAUGACAUUGAGGAGGCCAAAAGAGAGCUGGACCUCCCAGAACACCUCAAACUCAAAAAGGACAACUUCUUCAGAGCCUCUGCCAGCUCGUCCAUGACGUCGUCCAACAAGAUCAUGAAGGACCAUUGACAUCUGAUCAUGCAACACGUUGUUCACUCUCGCAUUGCUCAUCACUCGGUAAAGUCGGUGUCACAAGUAUCCAUCCAAAUGUAAUUCUUCACUAGGCCUAGUGACCUGGCCGACAGAGGCCUUGCUUGUAUUUUAGUGUGGCGCAAACAUGAACCACUGAAGUUAAGGAGUGCCACGAUUACUUCAUCAAAAAGAGUCAAGUGAUUUUUCCAAACACUGCUUUGGGUGUUUUCCAUUGCAGUUUGAAUGACUGGGUGGUUGACAACUAAUGGGCUCUCCUGUCUGUUAUGCUCUUUCUCUCGCGCUCUUUCUGUCGCGUUCUUUCUCUUUCUUUUACUCUCUCUUUUUCUUUCUCUCUUUCUUUCUCUCUCUCAUAUAUAUAUAUCUAUAUAUAUAUAUAUAUAUAUACUGCCAAUAUGUUACUUUUUCAAUCCUCAGCCAGAUUCUAUCCUCACAACAAAUCUACAGUCAUUGGACUACGGUCGUGUUCAUUAGGGCACAUAACCAAAUACACUUCAGAAUUGGACAAGUUUGGUGCCUAAUGACAUGAUCCUGGUAAUGUGCAACUCCAGGAAUUGAAUGUGUGUUGAGAGGAGCCCUGUGCCACCAAACCCACUGCUAAAGGUGGCACCCUAGUGGUUAGAGCGUUGGUCAAGUAACUGAAAGCUGCUGGUUCAAAUAACUGAGCAGAUGAGGUGAACAAUCUGUUGGUGCCCUUAAGCAAGGCACUUAACCCUCACUUGCUCCAGGGACGCUGUACUAAUAUGGCUGUCCCUGGUAAACACUGUUCCCUGCACCUAUCCAGCGUAUGUGACAAAAUGUCCUUUUGAAAUUAAUGGUAAUUUUGUAUCAUUUAGAAUUGGUGUUCAGUCUCAUGGCUUUGCACUUAGUUUUUCCUCCUUUUCAUAUUCGGGUGUAUUCAAAAUGUCUGCCUUGAAGCAGAGAAGUCCUCAAUAUCUUGCAUUUGAUCUAGGCUAAAUAGUUGCAUUAUACACAGCACUGAAUUAAUCCGCAUUAUUUUAUUUGAGAAACUGAUGUUCUUAUUUGACCUACACAAACUGCAUUGUUGGCUAAAGACAUGCUUGAAUGCAGCUUCAGUUUUCAGAUUUUCUUAAUUUGUAUAGUUCCUCAUUGGUCAAAUCCAGCAUUCUCCCACCCCAGCAAUGAGGGCCGUUUUAUUUAACGCUAAAGAUCUGUCUGAAUUUUUUUUAAUGGGUCCACUUAACUACGUUGAAAGUUUCCCGCAUUUUUUUGUGUCCAGAAUUUUGUUUUUACUGACUAAACCUUGUUUGGACCCUCAUUCCACUGAGAUGGUAUACGAGAAGACUGAAGCCUUGUUCACACUGCAGGCCUUAGUGCUCAAAUCAGUUUUGGUUUUCAAAUCCGUUUUGGAGUACGGACUGUC
Messenger RNA from Salvelinus sp. IW2-2015, 2291 nucleotides. RefSeq names its product riboflavin kinase. Gene Ontology annotation, molecular function: riboflavin kinase activity. NCBI's taxonomy places the organism in Eukaryota, Metazoa, Chordata, Actinopteri, Salmoniformes, Salmonidae. Gene Ontology annotation, biological process: FMN biosynthetic process; riboflavin biosynthetic process. Gene Ontology annotation, cellular component: mitochondrion. The record is from RefSeq and is a predicted model, not a curated record.